GGAUGAUCUCGGGGGCGCUCUGGUAAUAAACCAAGUGAAGAAUGGCAUGACAGCAGAUCACAGCAAGUCCAGCAGUCCAGCAAGUUGCACGCGGAGUCCAGCGGGAGAAACCAGCAACAAACCAGCAACCAGAAGAGAUGAAACAGUCAAGGAGCCCCUUUCAGCUGCUAUGGAGGUGGACCUGUGCCAAGCCUUCUCGCAGAUGCUGCUCAGAAGUAACGUAGAGGAUGUUGAUGCCAAUGAUGGGGAGAACCCCCAGCUCUGCAGUGACUACGUCAAGGACAUCUAUUGCUACCUGAGAAAGCUUGAACUGCAGCAAUGCGUGUGCCCCUUCUACCUCGACGGAGCAGAGCUCAACGGGCGUAUGCGGGCCAUUCUAGUAGACUGGCUGGUCCAAGUCCAUGCGAGAUUCCACCUUUUGCAGGAAACCCUCUACAUGUGUGUUGCCAUCAUGGACCGCUACCUGCAAGUUCAAGCAGUCUGCCGAAAUGAGCUCCAGCUGGUGGGCGUUACUGCGAUGCUUCUGGCUUCCAAAUAUGAAGAGACGUAUGUGCCAAGCAUCAUGGACUUUGUCUACAUCACUGACCGAGCGUACACAUCGGCCCAGAUCAGGGCUAUGGAGUGCAAGAUCCUGAAGGAAUUAGACUUCGUUCUCGGCCGGCCGCUUCCACUCCACUUCCUGAGAAGGGCCAUCAAAGUCUGUGAGGCAACUGCUGAACUAUACAUGCUGGCAAAAUACUUGAUGGAACUGACACUUGUGGACUACGACAUGGUGCACUUCAGCCCAUCGGAGACAGCUGCUGCAGCUCUCUGCUUGUCUCAGAAGGUCCUUUUGCAAGGCCACUGGAACUCAAAGCUGUGUUACUACACUGGCUAUGAAGAAGAUGGCCUGGCCCUGGUCAUGAGGCAUAUGGCCAAGAAUGUAGUGAAAGUGAACAAGAAUCUAACAAAGUACACGGCAGUCAGGACCAAGUACGCCAGCAGUAAGUUCCUGAGGAUCAGCACCAUCCCUCAGCUGAACUGCAGCCCCGUGAAGGGCCUUGCUGCGCCCCUGCUGGGACAAUCCGGGCGGGUGACAUGAGCCAAGGGGUCCCUUGGGAGGGGGCCCCUGGAGGCCUGUGGCAUGAAAAGUUACGCUAACUCCCCAGUCUCUAUUUAUCUUUCCGACAAUAAAGCUCUUGUAGAAAACCUCUUUCCCGGGCUUUUUCAGAAGACAAAGAGGUGU
Messenger RNA from Eublepharis macularius, 1225 nucleotides. It is a transcript of the gene CCNB2, whose product is annotated as cyclin B2. Gene Ontology annotation, cellular component: cytoplasm; nucleus; cyclin-dependent protein kinase holoenzyme complex. Gene Ontology annotation, biological process: regulation of cyclin-dependent protein serine/threonine kinase activity; mitotic cell cycle phase transition. The record is from RefSeq and is a predicted model, not a curated record. Bases 47 to 1081 code for a protein of 344 amino acids. Gene Ontology annotation, molecular function: cyclin-dependent protein serine/threonine kinase regulator activity. The transcript is spliced from 8 exons. Lineage: Eukaryota; Metazoa; Chordata; Lepidosauria; Squamata; Eublepharidae.